Molecule: messenger RNA, 1588 nt
Organism: Tachyglossus aculeatus (Australian echidna)
Lineage: Eukaryota; Metazoa; Chordata; Mammalia; Monotremata; Tachyglossidae
Gene: CATSPER1
Product: cation channel sperm associated 1
Exons: 12
Coding region: 84-1484 (466 amino acids)
Biological process (GO): transmembrane transport; regulation of cilium beat frequency involved in ciliary motility; spermatogenesis
Cellular component (GO): CatSper complex; membrane
Molecular function (GO): calcium-activated cation channel activity; voltage-gated calcium channel activity
Source: RefSeq, a predicted model, not a curated record
UCAGCCCACUCCCACUCAUCCCCAGCGGCCCCUGGUAGGGAAUUGCUUCCCGACUCAAGGCGAGGCCCAAUCCCGGAUCCCUCAUGGAUUACCUGACCGUCCCGGAAGUGGGGCAGCCCAAGGAGGGAGAGCAGGCGGCCCUCAGCGCCGCGGCCUCCCACAAACCCCCAAGCCAGUCCCAGUUGGCGGGGCCCCGCUCGGCCACCUCGCGGCCCUCUGCCCACCACUCGGCCUACUCCACCUCCGUCUUCUCCCGCUCCCAGCAUGGGCCCCGUGGCGGCAAGUCCGGCUCCAAGUCGACCACCCUCAUCCGCUCUCGGCGGGUCGGCUCCGCGGACCACGACGGCCCCGGCCAUGGCUACCAAAGAGGCCAGGGCCUCUGGAGUAGCAGGAAGAUGCUGCAGAAGAUAGUGGGGUUAAUGAAGAUGAAGUUGAAUAAAAUGAGGCAGCUCUUCAGGAAGCUGAUCCAGUCUCCGUUCUUCGAGGCCUUCAUCCUCUUGGUGGUGACCGCCAACGCCAUGGUGCUGGUGGCCCAGACCUUCGCCGAGAUGGAGAUCCGGGCGGAGUGGUACUUCACAGCCGCGGACUCGGUCUUCCUCAGCAUCUACCUCCUGGAGGCGGUCCUCAAGAUCAUCUCGCUGGGAUCCAACUACUUCUUCAACGCCUGGAACAAACUCGACUUCUUCAUCACCAUCAUGGCCCUGCUGGACUUCGUGUUGCCGCAGAUCUACAACGCCAUGACCAUUCGCCACGCCGGCACUAACACCUUCCGGGUCCUCAAAGUCUUCAAGGGCUUCCGGGCCCUGCGGAUCUUCCGCGUGCUACGGAGACUCCGCUUCCUGAACAGCCUGCAGGAAGUGACGGGGACGCUGGCUCGCUCCUUGGCAUCUAUCGGAGCCAUCCUGGUGCUUAUGUUCAUCUGCCUCUUCCUGUUCUCCGUGAUCCUGCGGGCCCUAUUCCGCAACACGGACCCCAAGCGGUUCCAGAGCUUGUUCACCACGCUCUUCACCCUGUUCACCAUGCUCACCCUCGACGACUGGUCCCUCAUCUACCUGGACAGCCGGGCCAAGGGGGCCUGGUUCAUUGUGCCGAUCCUCAUGGUGUACAUCAUCAUCCAGUAUUUCAUCUUCCUGAACCUGGUCGUGGCUGUGCUGGUAGACAACUUUCAGAUGGAGCUGCUCAAGGGGUUGGAACAGGAGAAACAAGAGAAGGCAGCCCUACUCCAAGAGAAGCUCCUGGAUGAUUCUCUGACAAAGCUCCAGGAGACAGACAAACAGGAGGAGAUGCAGCGGAUCACGGUUCAGGACCAGAUAGAGAGGGAAAUGAAGGGCCUAACGGAGAGGCAGCAGCAGCUCUACUUGACGUUCCUGCAGCUGAUCGCCGGCGUGGAAGUCCAGCAGCAACAGCUCCGCUCCCAGACGGCCAUCACCGAGGAGAUCGUGGACACGGUGUUCGAGGCUGGAGAAGAGGACCUCAAAAAGUGACGCCCGGCUGUCCACCGGACACCGGACGUCAGAAAAAGCCCCAGACUCGGUCCAAAGUUGUGGGGCUCCCCCGGACUCGGUAAUUCAGAUUUUCUUGCCAGAGA